CAAUAUUCAAAUAUCAACAAAAACAUUUUAUCGUCAAUCUAUCCUCAGACUAGAGAAUCAUAUACUCGAAAACAGUUUAACAUUAAGCAGCAGUACUGUUGGACUUGGAGCCAUAAUGAUGAAAAUCGAAUCGGUGGCGUGCGAAUGUUGCGGCUUAAUGGAAGAUUGUACACAACAGUACAUAAGUGAAGUCAAAGCUAACUUCGCCGGAAAAUGGCUUUGUGGACUUUGCGCCGAGGUGGUUAGCGACGAUGUCAGCCGAGAUCGGAAGCUGACGACGGUGGAGGAAGCUCUUAAUGCUCACGUGUUGUUUUGUGGAAAGUUUAAAGCUAAUCCGGCAGAACUCGUCGCCGACGGCAUGAGACAGAUGCUGCGUAGGAGGUCAGGAGGUGACUUGUUGCCGGCCAAGUCCAAGAAAUUCGGAAGAUGUAAGUUCUAA
Messenger RNA from Eruca vesicaria subsp. sativa (arugula), 439 nucleotides. Lineage: Eukaryota; Viridiplantae; Streptophyta; Magnoliopsida; Brassicales; Brassicaceae. The record is from the annotation of a GenBank genome assembly.